AUGUUGCGCGAGAAUUGGAUCUCCACUCGCCUACGCACAGCCCAAGCAGUAAAUGCGGCUAUGGCAGCGGCACUUCGGAGCGCACAGUGUCUCCAUAGUCUCGAGGCGAGAGCCGCGGCUGCUGGGAAUGCUUUGGCGCUGGCGGCCGUCCUGCAUAAUGCUCAAACUUUUGAAGAGGUUCGUUUCUUAUGUCGGUAUCAUAAUGUGGAGUUUGAAUCGUUCCUGGAGGCUGAAGCUCCUCAAGAUCAAGGAAAUUUGUGCUGA
Messenger RNA from Sclerotinia borealis F-4128, 264 nucleotides. The record is from the annotation of a GenBank genome assembly. NCBI's taxonomy places the organism in Eukaryota, Fungi, Ascomycota, Leotiomycetes, Helotiales, Sclerotiniaceae.